Messenger RNA from Aphanomyces astaci, 1238 nucleotides. RefSeq lists its product as hypothetical. The transcript is spliced from 3 exons. Lineage: Eukaryota; Oomycota; Saprolegniomycetes; Saprolegniales; Verrucalvaceae. The record is from RefSeq and is a predicted model, not a curated record. Gene Ontology annotation, molecular function: protein binding. Bases 5 to 1093 code for a protein of 362 amino acids.
UAACAUGGUACGGAAGCCGUCCAAGGAGCCGGUGUCGUCGUCGUCGAUGCCGCCUGGCGACUUGCAACCGAUAAAUACCAUUUUGUUUGACCCUCAAAAGGGCGAAGUGGAUGUCGCGUCUGGCCAUCGUCGAUGGGUUCACGACGCCAUUGAGAAGCGGCUAAAGAAAGCAAUGGUCACGGGAUGCAUUGACCUGAGCGGCCCGGCGCGAUCGAGUCUACAGGAUGGCAAUCGCACGUUUCAAUUGCACUUGCUUCCAAGCGAGCUGUAUGCGUCCGUGUCACGCUUGACGUGGGCCAAGCAGCACCUAAAAAAACUGUUUCUCACCAACAAUUGCCUGGCACUGCUGUCGCCUGAAAUCAUGCACUUUCGCCACCUUACAGUGCUUGGCGUGGGCGGGAACGCCCUUGCCUCGUUGCCUACAGACCUUGGUUCUCUUGUGAACUUGGAGCAGCUCCAUGCCGAGAAGAAUCAGCUGUCCACACUGCCCGACUCGCUCCACCAAUGCACCAAACUCACCCACUUGUCCCUGAGUGCCAACGCUUUCUCGACAUUUCCCGUAGCCGUGACGAAGUGUCCAUCCUUGAUGCACCUAAGUCUGAGCCACAAUCGCAUCACGUCCGUGCCCGUUCAAAUCCGGCAUCUCACGAAACUCGUUGAGUUGGACCUAGACCACAAUCGCAUUGGGCCAUCGCUCCCGACCGAAGUCGGGUACCUCUGCCGACUCGAGCGCCUCGGCCUGGCUGGAAACUGCCUCGACAGCAUGCCCGCAUGUUUAAGCCAUCUGAAGCUCUCGUGUUUUCGCUUUAGCGGCAACCGAGCUCCGGGGUACAUCGUGCAUGACCCCCUCACGGGAGACGUUGUCGAAGGUCAAAGCACACCGGUGCGGUUUGACGGAUAUAUGCAACUUCGCCAUGCGUUCACCGUACUCUGUGAUGCCACCCAAGCCGUGUCGCGCCAGGUUGAGGACCUCGAAGGGCUCACGCCAACGGUGCUAUUGAAUUUGGAGAAUGCUUCCCACGACAGAGACAAAGACAACAUUGGCCGGCAGAUCCUCCGUGGCCGUCAGCAACAGCAGUACUACGUCACGUGAGCACAUAGGGUUCUACACACACACCAACAUGACCACCCAUGAUUAUGUCAACGUAAUGGAUACGAUAAUACAUGUCCAACACCACCUCAACAACUACAGAUUGCCACACGGGAGAUCAAGAAGUACAUAUGUAGUCGCUUCGUAC